Molecule: messenger RNA, 4958 nt
Organism: Drosophila kikkawai
Lineage: Eukaryota; Metazoa; Arthropoda; Insecta; Diptera; Drosophilidae
Gene: Mkp3
Product: Mitogen-activated protein kinase phosphatase 3
Biological process (GO): protein dephosphorylation; negative regulation of MAPK cascade
Cellular component (GO): cytosol; cytoplasm
Molecular function (GO): MAP kinase tyrosine/serine/threonine phosphatase activity; protein tyrosine/threonine phosphatase activity; MAP kinase tyrosine phosphatase activity
Source: RefSeq, a predicted model, not a curated record
UUCAAAAUUUUUUUUCCAACGUACGCGACGGUUGUAUCACUCGCGCUGUUUCCCGUUAAGAAAUAAAAAAGUCAACAACAUAAAAUAUGGACAUUUGAUAAACGGCCACGGAAUUAUAGCUCCCCAUAUUGAUCCAUUUGUUUUUUGGGAAACAUUCAACCAUUUUCGGAUGUUUUAUCUAUUGUGCGACAGGUUUCUCUCCACGUUUUUUUCGAUUCGAUUCAGAACGGCGUUGUCGUUGUUGCUGUUGUUGUUUUAGUGAAGCGGUCGCCUCGCACACACCUACAAAAGCACUCGACGCACACACCAACGCGAUACAUACAUACACACGGUUGUGAUUUGGCGCGCACUUGUGUGCGUGUGGUAGAUACAAAACAACAAAAUAAAAACGAAAAAUCGGAGUGCAAAGAAACAGAAAACAGCAAACGAGAAAAUCGGAAAACCGAAAAACCAAAACAGUGCCCGUGCCCCCAGUUACAGUUUCCAUCGGUUGGAAAGGAAAAACAAGAAAUUUCGUUUUGAUUUCAAAGAUUUUUUCGUGCGCGCAUGAAAGUGUAUGUGUGUGCAGCAACAAACACAAAUACCAACGCACACACACACGGUUGCGGAGCAGCAAAAGCAACCGAAGAGAAGAAGAAGAAGCGAGAAGCAGAAGAAGAAAGAUGAUGUAAACUUUGUUGUAACCCAAAACAAAAACAAAAAACAAAUUGAAAAUUUGAAGAAGAGAAAGGAAGAAAACGAAAAAAAGUUGGACUCCGAAAUAUUGCAAUAUUCAAGAGAUUUUUUCCACCCGUAAGAACCGGAAAAUCUCUCCUCACAAUGCCGGAAACGGAGCAGGAAAGCUGUAACAAGGAGUGGCUCCAGUCGCAACUGCGUUCCCUGGACGCCAAGGAUCUGAUCCUGCUUGACUGCCGCGGUUCCCACGAGUACAGCGAGUCGCAUAUUCGUGGCGCCGUCAACUUGUGCAUUCCCAGCAUCGUCCUGCGCCGCUUGGCCAACGGAAAGAUCGAUCUGGCCUCAACGAUCAAGUCGCCGGAGCUGAAGGAGCGCAUCCAGACGGGCUACAAGCUCUGCCUCUUCAUCCUGUACAACGGCGAGGGUGUGUCGGGCCAGAAUCCGGAAAUCGCAGGCGCAGGAGCCUUCGCGGUGGCCAUGGACUCCAUCAUCAGCAUUUUGCAUCGUCGGCUCAAGCAGGACGGCUGCCGAGUGGUUGCCCUACAAGAUGGCUUCUCCAGUUUUCGCCAAGCGUUUCCGGAAUGGUGCGAGGAUGAUAGCCAGGCGCACAACAAAGAAAUGGAAUCUAGUCGCAAUGUACAGACCGAUCAGUUAAUGGGUCUUAGAUCCCUACGCAUUUCCACACCGCAUUCCGAUUCCGCGUGCAGCAGUUCGGCCGAAUCAUCGGACUGUGAGAGCACCGGGCACCAUCAUCAUCAUCACCAUCAUCACCACAAUUUCAAUGAGGCGCCCGUGGAGAUAAUUCCAGGACUUUUGUUCCUGGGAAAUGCCUCGCACAGCUGCGACUCGAAUGCAUUGCAAAGGUACAACAUUAAGUACGUGCUGAAUGUGACACCGGAUUUGCCAAAUGAGUUCGAGAAAUUGGGCAUUAUCAAGUAUCUGCAAAUUCCAAUUACCGAUCAUUAUUCACAGGAUUUGGCCAUGCAUUUCCCAGAUGCCAUACAGUUUAUAGAGGAAGCGCGGUCCGCGAACUCGGCGGUGCUGGUCCACUGCCUGGCCGGGGUGUCGCGCUCGGUAACCGUGACGCUCGCCUACUUGAUGCACACCCGGGGACUGAGUCUCAACGACGCCUUCAUGAUGGUUCGCGACCGGAAACCGGAUGUAUCGCCCAACUUCCAUUUUAUGCAGCAGCUGCAGUCCUUCGAGAGCCAACUGCGAUUGAGUCCCGGCGAUGGACAGGCAAUGGACGAGUCCGGUGUGCUGAUGAGCACCAGUGUCGUUGGCCAGGGCCUGGGCCUGGGCAUGGGCCUGGGUUCGUCAUCAUCACCUGCUUGCUCCGUUUCGAAUGUGCUCACCGCGAAUCCCAGUGUGGUGGCUUCGCGCUGCGGCCGCGGCUCCAAGUUCUCUUGCAAUUGCAUUGCGCAGGACUGCAAAUGCAUGCAAACCGGUGGCUUUAUGGCCGCCCACUUGGCCAAGGCUACGGGUGUGUCGCCCGACUCGGGAAUCGAGUUCGAUCGCUGGACACCGUCCUCGGACACGGGUCUUAAAUGAGAUCAGCUGGGCGGGAAGAGUUUUGUGCUGCCGCCAAGUCAAGAGAUGCUGGUGGCAGCAGCCGUGGCCACAUCACCGCCGCCAAUCUCCCUGGCCGUUAAUCCGGAUAAUAUGUCGCCGGCCAGCACCACCAGUUCAUCCACAUCGACAACGACAACGGCGGAGGCGGUUUCCGUGGUUGAGGUAGUGCAGCAGCAGCAUCGGGAUCAGGAGAUGGCCGAGGAGGAGGAGGAUGGUGACGAGACGGCGGUCUAAAUAGCAACAAAGCUUUUUCCCACAAAAAAACCCCAAAAAACCCAUACAUAUGAGCCGCUUCAAACUUGGAAUACGUCGAGUUUGAAGAUAAAAAUAUAUUAAUUAAUACAUAAUAAAUAAUUUAAUGUUUACGUACGAUUUUAAGGUCUAAUAAUGCAAACAAAAUCCAAUGUUAUCCACACUACAAACUGCAACUACAAGAAAACCAGAAACUAAACAAAUAUAUAAAAUAUAUUUAUAUAUAUAUACACCACAAUGUACAUGUUUGUAUGUAUUUAACUCGUAAGCCAAGUCAAGAGAAUAUAAAUAUAUAUGAAAGCCGAGAGAAAAAAUAAAAAUAAUUGAAAACUUUCAACAGGCAUAAAAACACAACACACACAAUACAUAUAUAGUUUUAUUUUUAGUUGUAAUUUUUACUAAACAACUCGAAAAAAAGAAACGUUUAUAAAUGUAAAACUUGUUAGGAAAAGCGGAAGUCCCCAAGAAUCCCCUUUAUAUAAAAUACAACUACUGAAUGCCAAGUCAUAUUUAAGUGUAAAAGCGAAACUAAAAACCGAAUAUCGAAGAAUUUUUAAAAUUGAAAAAUGAAAAACGAAAAACUAAAACAAAAAGAAAAUAAAAUACAAACAUUUUGCACAACACAAAAAAAAAAGGAAUAAGGAAAUGAAACCCAAACUCCAUGCAAACAACUUUUUUAUGGUUUUUAAAAAGGGCGGUCUUGGCCAGAAAAGAACCACAAAUAGAGGUAAAAGUAAAAAGAUUUUAUGAUGGAACAUAUUUUCUACCAAAUAAAAAUGUUAAAGAUGCUGGAAAAGGACAGGAAAAUGGAACGAAAGGGCAAAGUAUAAAGGGAUAAUUUGUUAUUUAAUGGAUAUAAAAAAAUAAAUAAAGUUGUAUGUCAGCUGUUUUCCAGUGGGGCAAUGUUGGUACAAAAUUUAUCAGGUGAAGUUUAACAACAAAAAAAUAUAAAUAAAAAACAAACUGAAAGCAAACUCUGAAAAAUAAAUGGUUUAUAUAUGAAAAACACACAAAAAACUAAUAUAAAAACCCAGAAACUUUUUGGAAAAAAUAAGGCUGUGCGCAAUAUAAAAAAAUAAUAUUUAUAUAAAUGUAGAGGAAAAUCCCCGAGUUAAAGGCAGAAAGCAAACAAGCAAAGAUGGUUUAGUUGGAUUUUUAAUGAGGGCCAAAGACGAGUUCUUGGGCCGAAGGCUAGGAUUUGCUUCCAGCUAAAGCUUGACUGAUUCGAUUUUGGUAAAGAGAUGGGAAAAUAUGGCAAAGAUAAUGCCCAAUAUGUGUGGUAAGUGGUUUUAUGGUCAGAAUAUUCUAAAUUUUAAAGCUCAGGAAAUAACGAGGAUUGCGAUAUGGAAAUGCUGAUUCCGUGGGGUUCUCCCGAUUUUCGCUGGAAUUUUUCUUAUUUUUGUGGAAAAUGAAUGGAUAUAAAUUUCUGAUUAGGCAGCUAAAAUACGGAUUGAAGUUCCUGUUCAAAAAGGAAGCUUGUUUAGCCAAUAAGAUUUUUUGCAUGAGGAAAACCCCUACGAUUUUGAACGAGCUUUCCCAGCUAAGCGCCAGAAACCAAAUAAAAAAAAAACGAAGAAUACGAAGAAUCUUAAGCAUUAAGCAAGUUACAAAAUGCCAAUUUAAUAAUGUUGAAAAAGCCUCAGUCAGUAUAAAAUAAAAUAUAUGAAUACACACAUUACAAUUACUAACUUUUGAAGCGGCAUAAAAAAAAUACUCAAAAUGCCACCCCAAGUAAAUAAUUGUGUAUCGAAAGUUUUGCCACUUAAUAUUCGAUAAAUUAAGGUAAAUGGAAAAUGUAUUAAAAAAUAUAAAUAAAUAAAUUUUUGCUGAUGAUCCAUGUGACAAAUUCCAAUACUUAAAAAGCAGCACACAAAAAACAAAGGCCACAAAGAACAACCAAUUUUUACAAGCGAAACGAAAAUUAUUGUCUAUAUUUGUUAAAAUUUGUGUUUCUCGUUUUUUCAAGCAACAAUUUUUACAUACAUUGUAACAUCUGAGUGUUGAAUUUUUCCCCAUCAAUGUUUUAGCACACGAGAAUAAUAAGAAUUUUUAAGCGCCAGUGCCAACAAAAGCAAAGUAAAAAAAGAAUAAAUAAAAACAAUACCUAAAACUACAUACAUUUAACGAAAAUCUAAAUUGUACCUUGAACAAACCGAAAAAGUCCAAAGAAAAAUGAUUUAUUGGCGCGAGCACCUUGCAGCUUCAACCAAACAAUAAAAAUGGAGAAGUGUGACAACGUUGAAAAGGACGAAAAUGGAAUAUUCUAUAGCUACCUAGUUGUGUUUUGCACAUUUUGUAAACUUUACAACACGAUGAAAAUGAAAAACCGAAAAUAUCUAAAUAAACGAAAGCCCCGCAAAAACGUUAUGUAUAAUGAUAUAUAUACAUAUAUACUAUAUAUACCUAUACAGGAUACCAGAACAUACAUAACUAAUAAAACCGUUUUUAAAACCCGUAAA